AUGCAAAUGUUUCUAAAGUUCAUGUCGAGUGAUAAUAAGGAGAAUAAUCAAUUGGAUAUUGUUUAUCAAUUAUCUCAACAAAUUCAAUCCUCAACUAUUAGUUUACUACGUACAGAUUUAAAUAAACUGAUCAAUUCGGAUGAUGACAAUAAUUUGAUUGAUAUCCCAACAUUAUUUUCAAAUGAUCAACUUAAUACUCUAUUAGAUUAUCUACGUUCACUUAGACAAUGGGCAGCAACUAUUCCAGAUUUACUCAGUAAUAAUAAUCAUAAUCAUUCUAUUGAGGAGAUUAAUUCUUGUCGAAAAGUUGUAUAUAAUUCAUUGAAAACUCUUUUAGAUUCAUUAUUUCUAUGUUUAUUUCAAAAGGAUCAAAUCAUUUCAUUCUGGUAUUCUAUUCCUAUUAUGAUACAAUCAAAUAUUAUUCUAUGUAUUUCAAUCUGUAUACAAGUCAUUAUUAAUUUAUUAAGUGAAUCAAUACAAUCCAUUGAAUUAUUCGAUAUUCAUUCAUUAUUUAUUAUCUUAUUAUCUAAUAAUCGUCCAUUAAUAUGUUUAACCAAUUAUGGUUUAACAUUAUGGAAUCAUUAUAAUGAUCAUUCUAUCAAUCAUAAUCGUUUAUCAAGUCAUUAUGCUUAUUUAUUAUAUUUAUUAUUAUUACGUAUUGAACAAACUAUUAAUUAUCAUGAUAAAUUACCUAAAUUAAUUCUUCAAUUAUUACAGAAUAAUUUUAUCAGUAAUAAAACUAUUAUACAAUUUAUUUUAGACCAAUCAUGUAAUACAAUUGAAUCGAAUAAUGAUUCAAUAAAAAUUAUUCAUUUUCAAUUAUUAUUAAUACAAUUAAUGAAAAGUUUUAAUCAAUUUAUUAAAUUAUUAACAUUUAAUGAAAUAAUUACUCAAAUUAAUAUUGAUUUUAUUCAUUUAAUAAUUGAUAUUACUGGAUUUGUUUUAUUAUUAUUAAGUUCUAAUGAACUAACUAAUCAAUGUGAAUUACCGAUGAAACCACAAAAAAUUUUACCUACUAAUAUGAAAUCAUGUUUAGGUUAUUGGUUAGCAUAUCUAUCAAUGUUGGAUUCUUCUUCUUCUUCUUCUUUUUCUCGUCUAAUGAAUGAUACAAUGAAAAUAUUAUUGAAUGAAUGUUCUAGAUUAUCUUCAUUAUGGAUUAAAGAAUUAAUUGUUUGUUCUCCAGAAAAGGAUACAACUAUUCCGGCUAAUAAUAAUACAGUUUCCCUGUUGCAUGUAAACUAUCCUUAUGCUCGAUUACGUGGUUUAGUUCAUAUACUGGCUAGUAUCACUUUUUCAAACUUGGAUAAUAGUAGUAAUAGUAAUUUGAAUACAGACGAGAGUAUUUCAACAAAUUCAGAAGGCAGUGAUAAUGAUAAACAACCUGUCGAUAUUCAAUCAUCAUCCAUACUAUCGUUUCAUCAAGAAAGUAAUCAAUCAUCAGAACAGAACAUGCCAAUCACACAAGAGUAUGCUAGUGAAUUAUUAAAAGUCCUCUGCAAUAUUUUAGUGAUUACACACUAUGCAACUCAUAAAUUUGAGGAAUUUUAUGAUUUACCUGAUUCAAUCAAAGAUAAUUUACCAUUCAAGAAUGAUUUAGUGAAAAAUAAAGAUUUUACUGUUUAUCCAUCAAAAUUAGCGAAGAAAAUGGUCCUACUCUCUACGAGAUCACCCUUUUCAUUAAUUCAAGCUAUUUGUUUUAAACAAGAUGUGAUUCGAUGCAUAGUUGGAUUGAUUACACAAUUUCCUGAACUAUCACUUACAUUAGCCUUACACAAAUUUGACGCAAACAAUUAUAUGAUGGGCGACGGUGAUGAUGUCAGCGAGAAAUUAAUCAGUUCAACAACACCUACACCAUCAUUUUUAUCUGCCUUUGAAGUGAUAUUAGACGCUACAAAUAGGGAUCCAUUCAAUUCAUUCUGUGUUGAAUGGGCUAUUCUCCUGAUCCGGUUAAUAGUAAAAUCAAAUCAAGCACACAGUUCACAAGUGAUAUCCAUUGUGUCUUCAAAAUUGAAAGGAUUAAAUAUAUUAAAUGAUUGAAUAUUGAACAAUUGAAUAUGAGUAAAAUGACGAAUAGAUACUUUUUGUUUUAUUAUUGUACAUUGUGAUUUAUGUAGUUUUAUAUAUGUAUCACAUAAAAUAAAUGAAGUUUAAUGAGUGAAAGCA
Molecule: messenger RNA, 2163 nt
Organism: Schistosoma curassoni
Lineage: Eukaryota; Metazoa; Platyhelminthes; Trematoda; Strigeidida; Schistosomatidae
Source: the annotation of a GenBank genome assembly